Messenger RNA from Notechis scutatus (mainland tiger snake), 850 nucleotides. Its product is annotated as C-reactive protein-like. Gene Ontology annotation, biological process: innate immune response. Lineage: Eukaryota; Metazoa; Chordata; Lepidosauria; Squamata; Elapidae. Gene Ontology annotation, molecular function: complement component C1q complex binding. The record is from RefSeq and is a predicted model, not a curated record.
AGCCUGCCUCUUCUUCUAAUUUAACUUCAAGAGGGUGUCAUCAUUCUAGAAGGUGAUUUGGUCCUGCAAGGAGGACACAACUCCGUGCCCAAGGACAUCGGAACAAGAGUUCCUGCGACCAGCCGGUUCCUCCCACAUCCACCAUGAUGGUCCUCCUUCCUUCCCUCCUUCUUAUCCUCGCCUGCCUGUCAGGAUCCUUCGGCCAUGAAGACCUCGAGAAGAAGGUCUUCGUUUUCCCGGCCGCGAACAAGAAGGCCGCCGUGGAGUUGAAAGCCUCCAUUCCCGAUCCCGUGACGAAUUUCACCGUCUGCAUGAGGUUUAGCUCCCUCCAGGCCAAGUACUAUAUCCUCUUCUCUUACUCCACCAAGCCCAACAGCAAGGCUUUCCAGAUCAUCAAGCCCAACCCCAGCCAGAUCAACCUUCAAAUAGGUGGGAUGACACAGAUUAUUGUGACUCGGAAGGUGUUAACUUCGGAGUGGCAGCACAUCUGCGUGGCAUGGAACUCCACCAGUGGAGUGGUCUAUUUUUGGCACAAUGGCGAACUCCUCCCUCGCUUCGUAAUGAAACCGGGUUACAAGAUCGGCCAAAACGGAACCAUCUUUCUGGGGCACAACCAAGAUUCCUGGGGGAAGAGGGAAAGCUUUGUGGGGGAAAUGGCAGAUGUAAACAUGUGGCUGCGAGUCUUGAAACCUGACGAAAUUAAUUUGGUAAAGAAAAAUAAUGAGGUCCCGAAUUCUCUGGUCAGCUGGAAAGCCCUGAAUUAUACGGUUUGGGGCGAUGUCCGCGUGGAAGAGGGUUUGCACCAGGUUUCUUGAGUUUCUGAAAAGUUUGAAAAAGGAGAAAAAUAGGG